Molecule: messenger RNA, 2059 nt
Organism: Cydia fagiglandana
Lineage: Eukaryota; Metazoa; Arthropoda; Insecta; Lepidoptera; Tortricidae
Product: zinc finger protein 32-like
Exons: 5
Coding region: 25-1056 (343 amino acids)
Cellular component (GO): nucleus
Molecular function (GO): zinc ion binding
Source: RefSeq, a predicted model, not a curated record
AUAAUAGAGUUGUAUUAGGAAAAAAUGAACGUAAUGAGUUCAUGUCGUUGUUGUAUGCGGUGUCCCGCGGACAAAGACCUCACAACACCGUACACACAUCUCGGGAACACGGAGGUAUACGCCGAUAUGCUCAGAGAAUGCUUCGAUUUACGUUUGUGGGUGAGCCCGUCCAUCUUCAGCGGGAUCUGCUCGGGCUGCGUGGGCCGCCUGCGAGACGCCAGCGACUUCAAGCUGCAAGUGCAGCUCAGCCAAGUGGAGCUGCUUGCGCAGUUGCAGGGAUACAGGCUUGAAGAGAAAGAACCCACAUACGAGCUGGAGGAAGACGAGCCCAGUGAGGAACUUAUGGCGCCGGAAGAGCCUGCAGUGAUAGUAGAGAAGCUGGAAGAAGACUUAUUGCAGGAUGACAUACUGUCGUCCAAAAGCAACGAGGAGUCGUCACCGAUGACCUUUGCCUACUCGGUGCAGCUGGAGCGUCUCCGACAGGGGCUGCGCGCGCGCCCGCGCCGCAAGCGCGUCCCCCGCCACGCCCCGAACCACACGCCCCCCUACCAGUGCCACGACUGCGGCAGCCGCUUCCAACUCAAGAAGGAAAUAAGCCGACACAUACAAUAUAACUGCAUCGAAGGCCCUUUAGCUCUCAUGAACAGAAAUAUAAAACGAUACGGCUGCAAACAUUGCACCUACACGAGCAGAAACGAGCGCAAUCUACACUUUCAUGAGUUGAGGCAUAGAGGGGAGAAACCGUACCGAUGCGACAGCUGCGCCUACAAAACUACUCGGAAAGGGGAUUUCGAGAGACACCAGAGCAUUCAUACUGGCGAUAAACCUUUUCAGUGUAACGUUUGCGAUUAUAAGUGCAUUCAGAAACAUACGUUGUUGAUUCACAUGAGGAGACAUACUGGUGAGAAACCAUAUACGUGUAAGCAAUGUAACAGACAGUUCAGGCAGAUACAGUGCUUACGAAAACAUCAGAGAGGGCGGCACCAAAAAAAGCCCAAUGAAAUCUCUCCACGAUUACGCAUCUCGAGGAAGAUGAAAAAUCUUUUUAAGUGCUAAGCCUUAUUCUUCGAAAUAUGGCUCCGUACCUUUCAUGUCUGUGGUGGUAAAAAAAAAACUAUUCUCAAAAAUGUUAAAAUAUGGCAAAAAUUAAAGGAUCCCUUUCAUACAUAGACAAGAGGUAACCUACUACUGUUUCUGUUUACCCCUAUGGUUAACUGGUAGAGCUUACCUUUAGGCAUUAAGUCCGCCAUUUGUACUUUAUUUGGUAUAUUGUGCACUGUGCACUAAAGUUUAAAAAAUAAAUAAAGAGGUUAAGUGGUAACUCUGAUACUCAAAAGCUGACAUUUGAGAAGCCUUUGAUAACAAAACAUGUAUUAUAUUUUAUUUUUCAAAAUAUGGGACACAAUUAGUAUACACUACAUACAUACAUACAUCACUGGCUCAGUGACCCAAAGAGGAUCUUAGCCUCUGACACAAGAGAGCGCCAUUCUGCCCUAUGCUGCGCCACUUCACGCAAGUUGGGUAUUCCGAGGGCGGACAGGUCUUUUUGGGCUUCGUCACUCCAGCGGUAUCUGGGACGCCCAGACGGACGUUUUCCGCCCGGGUGCCCCACAUACGCUCUUCUCACAGCACGAUCCUCCCCCAUCCUCUCCAGGUGACCAAGCCAGCGGAGUCGUGUUGCUUUGAUCUCGCCAAUUAUAUUAGGCAUCGCAACCAGCUCCUCACAAACACAGUAUACACCUCUUAGUAUACACUAUCACAGAAUAAAUAAUAGUACUAGGUACAGAAGACUCACUCUCUAACAAAACGCGUCUGUCACGAUCAGCACAGAUAUGGCCGCUAGAUAGCGACAGCGCCACGCGCGGCUUAUAGCAGACCCCAAAAUUGGGGUCGAACGGAUGGAGUUUUAGCUACCUGUAGCAAAGCGACGAAAUCGCGGAGUGAGCCACGCCUGACACAGUAGCGAAAUUAAACGUACACUCCUACAAAGUUUUUUUUUUUAACUGUUAAGUACUACGCCAGCGCCAUGGUUUUUUUAUGCAAACAAACGUUCCAUACA